Molecule: messenger RNA, 1904 nt
Organism: Sarcophilus harrisii (Tasmanian devil)
Lineage: Eukaryota; Metazoa; Chordata; Mammalia; Dasyuromorphia; Dasyuridae
Gene: GDPD2
Product: glycerophosphodiester phosphodiesterase domain containing 2
Exons: 16
Coding region: 1-1818 (605 amino acids)
Biological process (GO): lipid metabolic process
Cellular component (GO): membrane
Molecular function (GO): glycerophosphodiester phosphodiesterase activity
Source: RefSeq, a predicted model, not a curated record
AUGUGUCUAAGCAGCUCUUUUUGUGGUGGCGAGAAAUCGAACAUUGAGAGGAUGCCCAUCGAUUGGGAAAUGGCUGAACGAGUUAUGGUACUGGUUUUGUCCCUCAUUCUUGAAGAGGAUCAAAACGACAUCACUGUGCUGUGGUCAAAGUACAGUGUGUCCGCUGUGACUAAUCAAACCAAGUACAGCGUCUUCUCUGACGAGGGCACGCCACACUGCACGGUGCUGUGCCAGUGCCACCCGUGUCCUGCAAUUGAUUCAGAGUACUUCAGACAGACCUUGAGAGUAUCACUUCUGCCCCCCCUUGGUGACUGUUUCUGGUUCGGCGUCCUGGCUGCGGCCUUCCUGCUCUCGCUGGGCUGGUUGUACAUCGGGCUCGUUCUGCUCAAUGAUCUCCACAAUUUCAAUGAGUUCCUGUUCCGACACUGGGGCCACUGGCUGGAUUGGUCCCUGGUGCUGCUGCCCGUCGCCUCGGUGAUGGUUACGUAUUCCACCCUGCUGCUGCUCUUGGCCCUAUUGCUUCAUCUGUGUGGGCAGCCCCUGCACCUGCACUGGCUUCACAAGGGGCUGCUGUUGCUGACUGUGCUGCUGGUGGCUGCUGCCCUGGUGGGACUGGAAAUCCAGUGGCAGGAGGAGUGGAAGAGCCUUCACCUGUCCUUGCAGGCCACAGCCCCGUUUCUGCAUCUGGGAGCAGUGGUGGCGAUCACCCUCCUGGCCUGGCCAGUGGCCGACACCUUCUACAGGGCUCAGAAAAGAGAUCCCAAGGUGCUGCUGCUGCUCCUGUUCCUUGGGGUGGCCCUGGCCAUCUACCUGGCCCCCCUGGGCAUCUCGUCCCCCUGCCUAAUGGAGCACGACCAACUUCCCCAGAAGCCCGAGCUUGUGGGGCACCGAGGGGCUCCCAUGCUGGCCCCCGAGAACACACUGAUGUCCCUCCAGAAGACCGCCGAGUGCGGGGCUUCCGUGUUUGAGACCGACGUGAUGGUCAGCUCCGACGGAGUGCCCUUCCUGAUGCACGACGACCGUCUGGGGAGGACCACGAACGUGGCUUCCGUGUUCCCCGACCGAGCGGCCGGACACAGCGCCGACUUCUCCUGGGCCGAACUGAAGCAGUUAAAUGCAGGGACCUGGUUCCUGGAGAGGAAGCCAUUCUGGGGGUCCGAGAAGCUCUCGGACGCUGACCGGCGGGAAGCCCAGAACCAGACGGUGCCGUCGCUGAGAGAACUGCUGCUGGCAGCCGCCCCCCUCAAUCUUUCCGUCAUGUUUGACCUGCGCCGACCCCCACCGAACCACACGUAUCACCACACCUUCGUCAACCGCACCCUGGAUGCCGUGCUGAGUGCCGGGGUGCCCCAGGCCAUGGUGCUCUGGCUGCCGGAUGAAGAACGGGCUGAGGUACAACGCCGGGCGCCCGGCCUUCGCCAGGUGUAUGGGUAUCGAAAGGAGAACGGGACUGAGCGGCCCCAGCGCCUCAACCUCCCUUACCAGGACCUUCCACUGACAGACAUCAAGCUCCUGCAGCGCGACAACGUCUCCGUGAACCUGUUUGUGGUGAACAAGCCUUGGCUCUUCUCCCUGCUCUGGUGCGCCGGGGCCGACUCGGUCACCACCAAUGCCUGCCAGCUGCUGCAGCAGCUGCCCCAUCCCGUCUGGCUCAUCUCCCCCCGAACCUACCUGGUGAUCUGGACUGUCUCGGACUGUGUGUCUGCCCUGCUGCUCCUCUGGAUCUUCUUCCUACAGGGGAAAUGUGCCAAGGAGAGAGAGCAGGCCGUCUCAGAGACUGCGGUGCUGCUCACCAAGAUCAACAACUUGCUGGAAUGAGGGAGGUGGCCCUUGACCCCCAGGCCUACCCCCUCUAUAGCCUGAGGAUUUCCUGCUUCCACUGGGUGGGACCGGUGACCCCGAGA